AUGAACCGCCUCACAACCGUCCUCUACCCCUCAAUUCCUGGCUCGGCUGGGUCUGAGGGGUCACCGGCCAACCCCACUCCUCAGGAUUCGGUAACGGGCCAAGCAUCGCCCGUUGAGCGACGCUUGUCUUUGAGUGUGAAUGUGGGCGCACGGUCAAUCUAUGACGAUCCUCGCGCGACACGCUUCCUCUCGCCCCCACCAACCCUUGAUCGUUCGCACUCUGAUGACGACCGAGGGACAUUGCACACCCAACGUCAGCGCCGUCCCACCGAGUUUGAUAUCGAUUUCCCCUCUUCCUCUAGGCCCCACAGCCUUAAACGCUCCGACAACUCUACGCCCACCGCGCCGCUUAGCAACGGACCAGACCGCUCCCUCCGCGUCAACCUCAUGGCCGCCUGUGUCCAGCCUCCUCGCCGCAACCGCAACUCGGCAGCGCCUGCCGCCACCGGUCGGCUGAAUGCCAUGGCAAAGGGCCCCAAAGGGCAGUAUGUCGUUGGCGGCAGCCAAUACCUGCGCGUGCUCGAGAUCACGAAUCCAUCUCAAGAUGACGAGGGGUUGCCCAAGUCGCGGACGCCGUUCGCUCGUGGACCGGGCGGCGUGGGUAUCUCGGAAGUCGUCAACUUCUGGCGCCCAUCGUGGAGUCCCAACAAAGGCGUCAACGACGUCGAUUGGGGAUGUGGGAACUUUGAGAACAAGAUCGUGACGGCCACACCGAGCGUGCACUGGAUGAUCUUCGAUUUGGAGCGCGGCAAGCUGGACCGCGAGGUCGGGGGUGGCCACACCCGCUCCGUCAACGUCAUCCGCGCCUCCAAGAUGCCCGCGUUUGCGCACAUGGUGCUGACUGGUGGACAAGAGGGGCAGGUUAGACUUUGGGACUUACGUGCUGCUGAGCCAGCAAAUAGAAAAUAUUACAAGCAUAACGCGUCCAUCACAGCGCUCUCACUCUGUCUUGAUGAUCCCCAUCAAUUCGUCGUUGGCACCGACACGGGUGGGCUGUACCGCUACGACUCGCGUGUGCCAGGAAAGGCAAUCGGCAAGCUGUGGGGUGCUCACGGGUCCAAAGCUGUCAUGGACCUCAAGUGGAAGGAGAGCGAAGAGUUCUCCCUGCCAGGCCAGGGCUGGCUUGCAAGCGCAGGUAGCGAUAGGACUGUGCAGAUCUGGGACAUGUCUCAGUCAUGGGACAAGGGUGCGACGGCCACGCACAUUCUCCACACGACCUAUGCGGUCCGGGGUGUUGACUGGCGCCCGUCGCAUUCGACCGAGCUCGUCGUUGUACCGUGGGAUCAGCUCGCCGCGACGGCAUCGCCGGAUUCGAAUCGGCCAGAGGCCUCGCCAUCACUGCCCCUCGAGUCGGAGCAGUCUCUAGAGGUGUGGGAUGUCAGGCGACAUUACAUCGCCAAGUAUGCACUCCCGGGACACGACAGCACUGCGAUCGCCGCGUCAUGGGUUGACGAGGACUCAGUCGUCGCGUGCUACCAGAACGGCGGCCUCAUACAGAUCGACCUUAACAGCAGAGCCGCGCCUAAGACAAUUCCGCUUGAGACUAUCCCCCGGCAGGUCGUCGCGUUCAGCUGCAAGGGCGAGGUGGCCUACGCUGUCGAUCGCUUCAAGCCGGGUGAGAUCCCUUUCGACGACGUGAAAGCAGAGUACUCGGCGCACUGGCAGGUGGGCGGCCGUACCCGUAAGGCUCCAGGAGACCACGCGUACGAGCCCACCCAGGCCAUGGGGACGCUCCCAUUGAGCUGGAUCGACAACGAUGAGUUCAGGUACCUCGCGAGUCACUACCGCCUCGAAGGCAUGCCUCCCGUGCAGCUCUGCCAGUACAACCGCGACGUUGCAUCAAUGUGCGAUAGGACAGACGAUGCCCGCGUGUGGCACUUCCUUAUCGGUAUAUUUGACGAGUUUGGAAAACUGAACGAGGGCAUGUUCAACGAGUCUGUCUUCUCGCAGGCAGCGACGGUCGUCCAGCCGCGCCCGCCGUCACCUCAUGGCCUGGAGACACGACGAACAAGCGACGAGACGAUCACCGCGGGCAUAUUCCAGGGCAUCCCGAUGGUGCGCGGCGAGGAGAUUGUCGCGCCCGAGUUCGAAGGAUCCGAGGACGGCUCGGGCUCCUCUGAAUCUGGCCUGGAGACGCCCCCGAAGGGCCGCUUCAAGUCGUUCGUAAUGCCGACAGCGAACGGGCAGCGACCCAACCUAGGACGCUUGGCGUCGUCCGGCUCCUCCCUUCUUGCCGCAGGCGGCAUGAUGCGCGUCCCCAAGAAGUUGGGCUUUGACACGCCGAUGUCUGACGACGAGGAAUCCCUGACCCCAAUCGCGGACAUGGACUACCCCGAUGCAUAUGGCAUAUCAGCCGCGCUCGAAGCGGCUUAUGCCCGCUCGCGCACGUCCCGCUCCACACCACAGAGCACGCGUCCCCCGUCGCCGAGUAAGCUGACGAGCGGGCGCCGCAGCGCCAAUGGAUCCAUGCGAGGAAGCCAGCGGCCGUCGGUCGCAGAACGCACCAUAGACCGGAUACAGCCUGUGGCGCUCACCCGGCCGGCACAGGACGCGUUCCCUCCUCUCCAGUGGGACGACUACCGCGAGGCACGGAUCCAAUCGUUCCUCGACUGGUGGGAGGCAUACAUCGACGACGGCGAGGUGCAGCUUGCAACAGCACUAUGUAUUGUAGGAUCUAAAGUUAUCAGGUUCCCGCAGAAGCAGGUCGAGCGCGUCCUUGACACGUACCUCAACAUGCUCGAGGCGCACCACCUCCCCGUCCCGCUGGCGUACUACCGCCGCUUCUCCAACAUCCUCGACGCACAGACGGUCUCGGGCAUGGACGGCAUCAGCCACGUUCAAUACUGCGUCAAGUGCGGCAAGUCGACUGGUUCGCUCGACGACACGAGCGAGACCAAGACGUUUUGGUGGUGCACCAAGUGCCGUCGCGCCGCCAAGAUCUGCACGAUUUGCCGUGAACCGGUCAAGGGUCUGUGGAUGAGCUGCAACACGUGCCGGCACGGCGGGCACCAACGAUGUAUGCGCUCGUACUACACCAAAUCCGUCACGGUCACUGUCGUGCCAGCACCGGAGGCGUCUCGAGCACCGUCGCCGAGCCCUGGCGGGCAAGUUGGGCGGCGCUCUUCAAACCAGCAGCAGACUGGCGUCUCCUCGUCAUCGUAUGGGUCAAACGUGAGCGGACUGGCUGCUACGUCAUACGAGUCGUCAGGCCUGUCAUCCAGGGUCAAGCAGGUUGAGCUCGUGAUCCCCGAUGGAACGGGUCCGCAGGUGCGCUCCAUCCACUUCAAAGAUCACUGGCCAGGUUCGUUCUACAAUACUGGUUGGCAGACGGUUUGUCCUCGUCUCCUCUCCCCGGACGCCGUCCCUGUCCCCUAUCUCCUCGUCUCAGGCCGACUAGCUCGACCACCGUCACCCACUCCCACGAUGAGUAGCGAAGACGAACUCGUCCAGCGAACCACCAUGCCCGCCCACCAGCAGCUGCCCUUGGCGCCUCCUCCGCUCGUGAUCUCGGCCAACCUGUGUUCAUCACCUGCCAACACGCCUGCGCCGCCCAGCAAGGAGUCUUCCGUGGGGUUGGACGCAGCCGGCGCUCCGUCUACGGAGAUCCGCACCGCCAUCCUCAACACGCAGAAGAUUGCGGACGAGCCGAAGUCUGUGGAACCUCCGUCGUCGAUGUUCGCGACUCCCGCCCCGCCCACCUCGAAUGGAUCACACAAACCUCUUCGUCCCAGCCGUUGGACCAAGGCGCGGUCGACCUCGACCGAAUCGUUCGUUUCAAGCAUGGGCAUAGAGGCCACCCUCGGCUCGCAAUACAACCAGGAGGGCUUCCCCAACUAUCCUGUGUCGUCCGAGGACGAGGACAGUGAUGUGCGUAUUGUGGCCGACGGCGAGGCUAUAGCCAAGCAGCUCGCUCAAACGGACGAGGCCGUGCGCCAGAUCAACGGCACAACUACCGUCGUCCAGCGAAGCUUUGGCAACAUGAUGCCUUCUGCGCCUUCCUCCAACCAGUACGAGCUCCCGCGUGCGGCAGCUGCAUUCGUCCGACGCCCGGCGCCCGGCAAAUUGCGAGGCGAGCGUGGUGAUCUCAAGACUGGCGGGUCGUUCGUAUCCUCUGGCUCGUCGACCUCGUCAGAGGAGUCUGAUUUCCUUCCUGGGAUUUCGUGGGUCAACUCGGUGUCACAGCCAGUCCCGUCCAACACCUACAACUACCAAUUCUACUACACCAAGCCGGGCGGCCCGUCUAACCCCAACAUGCCGCCGCCACCGACUAUAGGCAAUCGUAAACCCGGCUCGCCCCAACGAGGCAGUCUCAAUCAGCCGCCAUCGAGCGGUCUCGUAACUCCCAAUGCGGAACAGAUUACGCUUCCGAAUACGCACUCAGCGGACACGGCCACAGAAGGUCCAGGGGACAAUGAUGAGGAUGACGAAACAAACCAGAGGAACAGAUCGUAUAACACCUAUCUCAAGCGUCAGCAGGGUGCUGAAGCUGUUGCGCAAUGGCGCCAGCACGCCAUCCCGCCUAUUUACGACAAUCCACCUGGGUUUGACGGCACUCCUCCGGAAGGCCAUGCUCAGCACGAGGGUUCAGGCGAGCGGCCGAAGAAGCGACGACGAAGCACGAAGAACCUCGAGGCUCCUGACCCGAGCCUUCGGAACUCACCCAGCGAUCCGAGCGAGGACUCGGACAUUGAGUUACACGGCAGUGCGUCCGACAGCGAGUACAAUGUGGGCAAGAAGCGCAAUCGCCGUAACUCAGCCAAGGACAAGGGCUCGCGUGUGCGCGCAACGUUGCCGAUGCCGCCAGCUCAGGCGUCACCGUCUUCAAGCAAGGGCUCUCCAGCGCCUACGGCGAAGAAGUCGCAGCCCAAGCCUAGACGGCCAAGUGGUGCAUCUGAUGGCAAGCCGGCGAUCCAACCGGGCGGCGUGCAAUGCGAAUACGUCAACCCACUCCCACCCUACCAACGGUGCCCCGACGUUUUUACUCGCAAAUACGACAUUCCGCGGCACAUGGCGCGUCAUGCGCGAAGAGAAGGUGUCCUCGUCUCGGAAGGCAAGCUGCCUGAAGAGAAGGCUAUGCUCUGGAAGACGAUCCGAGAUAAGCCGCAGAUUCGGUGCAAGGUGUGCUUGGAGUACUUUACAAGGCAGGACGCAUUGAAACGCCACCAGAACAAGCAGCAUCACCAUUAA
Cutaneotrichosporon cavernicola is the source of this 5187-nucleotide messenger RNA. RefSeq lists its product as uncharacterized. Gene Ontology annotation, biological process: positive regulation of macroautophagy; positive regulation of TORC1 signaling. Lineage: Eukaryota; Fungi; Basidiomycota; Tremellomycetes; Trichosporonales; Trichosporonaceae. The transcript has 15 exons. Gene Ontology annotation, molecular function: protein binding. The coding region runs from base 1 to 5187 and encodes 1728 amino acids. The record is from RefSeq and is a predicted model, not a curated record. Gene Ontology annotation, cellular component: GATOR2 complex; cytosol; vacuolar membrane.